Molecule: messenger RNA, 7992 nt
Organism: Mobula hypostoma (lesser devil ray)
Lineage: Eukaryota; Metazoa; Chordata; Chondrichthyes; Myliobatiformes; Myliobatidae
Product: NXPE family member 3-like
Exons: 6
Coding region: 480-2207 (575 amino acids)
Source: RefSeq, a predicted model, not a curated record
AACGGGCCAAUCGGGGACAAGUGUGACUAGCGUAGACGAGACCAGUUGAGCCGGAGUUAUUUUUAAGAAAUAAUUAUGCUUUGCUUGUCUUGGGCAAGGAGGUUCACUGGGCGUGUUUUACAAUUAUUAAUAGAUGCCCCUUGAUGAGAAUUUCAAACAGGAUUACAAACACCCAGAUUUAGACCGCCCAUCCGGAUGAAAAUAAAGUGAGAAAUCAGGAAACGGCGUGCUCCCCGGCAUUCGAUACAUCAGAAUAUCUUUCUCUUGGGCAAACUACCACAAAGCAGCGAAUCAUAAACACGAUAAACUCUGCAGAUGCUGGAAUCUAAAGCAACGCGCGCAAAUUUUACCGGAGAAACUCUGCAAGUCAACAGCAUCAAUGGAAAUAAACGAACAGUCGACCUUUCGGACCGAGGAAACAGACAUGCGCGUUAAAACUGAACGUCUGUAAAUGCACGGGAGUACCGAGACUUGCCGAUAUGGUCGAACACCCUAAAUUUAAAAAGAUUUAUAUCCAGCGUUCGCUGUUCGUGUUUUUGAUACUGUUAACUCUGACACUGGUCUUUCUAAGCCUGAAGAAUACAAAGCAAUUUUCAACUCCCAGAGGAAAGCCUGAAAAGAGCAAAUAUCCAGGUCUGAAAGAUUAUUCCACAAUACAGCAGGAAGACAAAGUACAGGAGACUGAAUGGAUACACAGGCUGGUGCAGUUUGGGUAUCUGAAAAACAGCUUCACUCCUGAAGAAAGAUUGGAGGGUUCAGUCCUGAUGAAAAUGAUUGAAUGGCCAAAGCCUCCCAUUGCCGAAGUUCCCUUUCAGAAAAGCAGUGACCCAUCACAUACUUGCUUUGUUAUUUUAAAUUCUGGAAAGACUUUCUAUGUCGGAGAACAGUUACAAGUGAUGCUGCGUAUGUACGAUUUUGAAAGAAAUCCAAAGCACUACGGGGGUGACUAUCUCCAAGCCCGGAUCCACACUCCAGAGUUGAAAGCCGGUUCAGCAGGAACAGUUAUAGAUCACCAAAAUGGAACUUAUCACAUCAAUUUUACUUUAUUCUGGCCAGGAGAAGUCCAAGUGUCUGUUUCCUUGGUUCAUCCCAGUGAAGGGAUCGAAGUACUUUGGAGACUUCGUGAAGAACAGCCAUUUAGAAUAUUUUUGACAAGUACCUUCAAAUAUGGGGCUAUUUCAGAGGCUACAAUAUGCAAUGUAUUUUUACCUCAAACUAAACCAAUUUGUAACUUUACUUAUCAUAACACUGGGGAGCCGUGGAUCUGCUACAAACCAAAGAAUAUUCCCUGCUCUUCUGAUGUCAGCUAUCAACAAGCAGGAUACGUGAAGCUGCUUUUGGCCGGAGAAGACCUCAGAUUUUUCCAAAUUGGAGUGAACAUCAAGAGACCCAUAUUACCCUGUGGUAUUGGUCAUGUAAUCGUAAAGCCAUCUCCAGGACAAACCACAGAUCUCGGGGAAUGUGUUUGGGGAAAGCCAGUGGUAUCACCGGCUGGCUUUUAUUUUAUGAACCGAUGGACAUCAACGACCUGUAAUAUUCGUCACUUUGACACUCCUGCAAAAAUUACAAAGUGCCUUCGUGGGAAAAAAGUGUAUCUGCUUGGAGAUUCUACAAUACGCCAGUGGUUUGAAUACCUGACUGCUUUCCUUCCAGAUCUUAGAAAGUUCGAUCUUGGCAACCGUACUAGGGUUGGCCUUUUGUGUGCUUUGGACAAAGAAAACAAUAUCAUGCUGGAACAUCAUGCUCACGGCCCACCAAUGCAAUUCAGAAGUGUUUCAAGUCAUCAUCUGUACUAUAUUUCAAAAACAUUGGAUGAAAUUGAAGAAAGGAAAGGCGUAGUUAUUGGCAUCACCUUAUGUGCCCAUUUCAACACUUUCCCACUGGAUGUUUACAUCAGAAGGCUGCAGUAUAUCCGGAGAUCGAUUCUACAGCUGCUCAGCAGGAAUCCAGAUACAGUGAUUGUUAUAAAGACUGGGAAUGUACGGGAACCUAAAGCAGGUUAUAUUCUUAACUACAAUGACUGGUUCUCUUAUCAACUCGAUGUACUGAUGAGAAGAAUAUUUGCAUACAUGAACGUUGCAUUUGUGGACGUGUGGGAAAUGACCAUAGCCCACUACUUGCCCCAUAAUAUACACCCUCAAAAAAUUAUUAUAAAGAAUGAAAUAGAUGUGUUUCUUUCAUAUGUGUGUCCUUCUGAAAAGGAAUAAAGGUAUUUGCUUACCAUGCAAAGCAAAAUCUAGAUAAUAACAUUGGAAAUAGACUUAGGACGUAGACAUAGAAAUCUACAGCACAUUACAGGCCCUUUGGCCCACAAUGAUGUGCAGAUCAUGUAACCUACACUAGAAACCUCCGAGAAUUUUCCUACCGCGUAGCCCUCUAAUUUUCGAAGCUCCAUGUACCUAUCCAAGAAUCUCUUAAUACCUUAUCAUAUCCACGUCUACCACCAUCGCUGGCAGUGCAUUCCAUCAACCCAAAAACUUACUGUGUGAAAAACUUACUUCUGACAUCCCAUUAUACUUACUUCCAUGCACCUUAACACUAUGCCCCCUUGUGUUAGCCAUUUCAGCCAUGAGAAAAAAUUUCUGACUAUCCACACGAUUAAUGUGUUUCAUCAUAUUAUGCACCUCAAUCAAGUCACCUCUCAUUCAAUAUCACACUAAGGAGUAAAGGCCAAGUUCACUUAACCUAUUCUCAAAAUUCAUGCUCCCCAAUCCAAGCAACAUCCUUGUAAAUCUCUUCUGCACUCUCUCUAUAGUAUCCACAUCCUACCUGUAGUGAGGUAACCAGAACUGAACACAGUACUCCAAGAGGGGUCUAAAUAAGGUCUUGUAUAGCUGUAACAUUACUUCACAGCUCUUGAACUCAAUCCCACGGGUUGCCAAUGCACCAUACGCCUUCUUAACAACACUGUCAACCUGUGCAGACCCCAAGAUGUCUCUGAUCCUCCACACUGCCAAGAAUCUUACCAUUAAUAUUAUAUUAUGUCUUCAAAUUGACCUACUAAAAUGAAUCACUUUACACUUAUCUGGGUUGAACUCCAUCUGCCACUUCUCAGCCCAGUUCUGCAACUUAUCGAUGUCUUACUGUAACAUCUGACAGCCGUCCAGACUACUCACAUCACCCCCAACCUUUGUGUCAUCAGAAAAGUUACCAACCCUUCUACUGCCUCAUCCAGGUCAAUUAUGAAAAAUCACAAAGAGGAGGGGUCCCAGAACAGAUCCCUGUGGAACAGCACUGGUCACUGAAUACGAACCAUCUACAAUCACCCUUUACUUUCUGUGGGAAAGCCAAUUCUGGAUCCACAAAGCAAGGUCUCCUUGGAUCCCAUGCUUCAUAACUUUCUGAAUGAACCUGGCAUGGGGUACCUUAUCAAAUGCCUUACUGAAAUCUAUAUACACCACAUCCACUGCUCUACCUUCAUCAAUGUGUUCUGUUACAUUCUCAAAAAAUUCAAUCAGGCUCCUAAGGCAUGACCUGCCCUUGACAAAACUUUGCUGACUAUCCCUAAUCAGAUUAUGUUUCUCCAAAUGCUCAUAAAUCCUGCCUCUCAGGAUCUUCUCCAACAACUUGCCUACCACUUAAGUAAGACUCCCUGAUCUAUAAUUUCCUGGCUUAUCUCUACUCCCCUUCUUGAACAAGGGAACAACAUUUGCAACCCUCCAAUCCUCUGGUACUUCUCCCUAUAGAUGACUCAAACAUCAUCGCUGGAGGCUCAGCAAUCUCCUCUCUCACUUCCCACAGUAGCCUAGGGUAUAUCUUGUCCAAACCCAGUGACUUAUCUAACUUAAUGCUUUUCAAAAGCUCCAGCACAUCCCUUUUCUUAAUGACUAUAUGCUCAAGUGUUUCAGUCCUCUGCAAGUCAUCCCCACAAUUGCCAAGGUCCUUUUCCCUGGUGAAUACUGAAGCAAAGUAUUCAUUAAGUACCUCCGCUACCUCCUCUGACUCCAUGCACAUUUGGUCCUAUUCUCACACGGCUCAUCCUCUUGCUCUUCACAUGUUGUAGAAUGCCUUUCGGUUUUCCUUAAUCCCGUUCACCAAGGCCUUCUCAUGGCCCCUUCUAGCUCUCCUAAUUUUAUUCUUAAGCUCCUUCCAGGCAACCUUGUAAUUUUCUAGGGUACUAACAUUACCUAAUUUCUUGAACCUUUCGUAAGCUUUUCUUUUCUUCUUAACUAGAUUUUCCACAUCCUUUCCACACCAUAGCUCUUUUACCCAACCAUCCUUUCCCUGCAUCAAUAGAACAUACCUAUGCAAAACGCCAUGCAAAUGUUCCCUGAACAUUUGCCACAUUUCUGCUAUGCUUUCUGCCCUAAGAACAUCUGCUCCCAAGUUUAUGCCCAAUAGCAUCAAAUUUCCCCCUACUGCAAUUAAAUGUUUUCCCAAAUUGUGUGCUCCUAUCUCUCUCCAGUGCUAUGGUGAAGGAGAUAGAGUUGUGAUCACUACCUCCAAAAUGCUCUCCCACCAAGAGAUCUGGCACUUGACCAGGUUCAUUUCCCAAUACCAGAUCAAGUACAGCCUCUCCUCUAGUUGGCUUAUCUACAUAAUACAUCAGGAAACCUUCCUGAACACACCUAACAAACUCCACCCCUGGCUUUAAGGAGAUGCCAGUCAAUCUUAGGAAAGUUUAAAAUCUUCCAUCAGAGCAAUCCUAUUAUUAUUGCACUGUUCCAGACCCUGUCUCCCUAUCAGCUCCCCGAUGUCUCUGUUACUAUUGGAGAGGUGUGGGGUCAAUUUUAAAAAAAAAACAUCCUGCACUGCCCAGUCCCUUUUUUUGGGCUUUUUUUUUUGGUUUUUUUCUGUGGUGUAGUGGGUUUUUUUCCUUUUCAUUUAAAACCCAAUGUUUUUUUCUUUUCUCUUCAUAAACUGAUCAGGGGAGAAUUGCUAUUUUCAUUUUUUAAUUAUAUAUUUUAUAUUAGUUUAACAAUAUCUAUGAUUUUGACAAUGUCUAUCUUAAUCUCUGUUUAUAUUGUUACUGAUAUAUGUAUAUGUUUGAGAUAGUUCUCCUCUUGAUUGUGUUUAUGCUCCUUUUAAAUCAGUAAAGAGAUUAAUAAAGUAAAAAAAAACAUCCAGUAGAGUUAUUGUCCCCUUCCUGUUUCUGACUUCCACCCACACUGAAUCAGUAGACAAUCCCUCCAUCAAUUCCUCGUUUUCUGCAGCCGUGAUACUAUCCCUAAUUAGCAAUGCCUCUUUUGCCUCCGUCCUGUCCUUUUUGAAACAUCUAAAGCUCGGCACACUCCGAAGUCAUUCCUGCCCGAGACGUCCAAGUCUCUGUAAUGCCACAACGUCACAGUUCCACAUACUGAUCCAUGCUGUAAGUUCAUCCACCUUAUUUAUGAUACACCUUGCAUUAAAAUAGACACAUCUCAAACCAUUUGGUUGAGUUAAGCUUUACUCUAUCAUCUGCCAAUCCUUUCUCACAAAUUCCCCUCCAGCUGUCUCUUCUUCAGCACCAACUGCCUCUUCAGUUCGGUUCUCAGCUCCCCCCGGCCACCCUCAGGGUCGCUUCGGCUCACUGUCGUCUAGGGAAACAGCCUCGUCCCUGCCAAACUGGGUAAUUAGUUUGUGUGGUUGCUGUGAGAUGCACCCCACCCGCCCGAAUAACAGACAAUACACCAGUUAGGAUCAAAUGAUUUACAGUUUAUAGAUAUUACUGGAACUAUAUAAUUAAGAGAGAAUAAAAUAUAAAAGGAAAAUAAAAGGUGCCACACUUAUCAAAGUUCAAUCUCUUCGUGCACAAAACAGUUGGAGCUCAAGGACCUUCUUCUUCACCCUGCAACCCCUCGGACCACCUCGACCGGUCGCCUGGGACCAACAACAGUUGUCGACCAGACGCUCCACACGAGUUUGUCUCCAUCUCCUCGCCGAACCUCCUUGGGGUCCGACCCCAUUAGCAGACAUCACAGCACCUCGCCCAUCCUCUGUCUUGCUCUCCCACCUUCUCCCUCAAAACCCCGCGCAUACAGUAUCUUCAAAUACAUCAAAACCAUAACAACUAUCCCAAUUGGUUAAUAAUAUAUUUCUUAUCACACUCUAAACAAAAACAAGCUGCUAGCGCAAACUUUCUCAGCGUUUAGCAUAACAAAGAAGCAUUCCCGAUUAUAACAUGACAAAGACGCCAUUUUAAUGAGCCUCCGCAGUAACAUAAAAGACGAAACCCCCUUAAACCUUCCCCAAUAACAUUAGCAAACCUCCCUUCCAGGAUAUUGGUUCCCCUUCAGUUCAGGUGCAAUCUGUCCCACUUGUACAGCUCACCCCUCCCCCCCAGCCCCCAGAAAGAUUCCAGUGAUUCAAGAACUUGAAACCAUCUCCUCAGCUCCUCAUUCAUCUGCGCUAUCUUCCUGUUCUGACCUUCCCUAGCCCGUUACACUGGGAGAAAUCCGAAGAUUACCACCUUGGAGGUCCUGCUCUUCAGCUUCCUUCCUAACUCCCUAAACUUACUGCACAGGACCUCUGCUGCUCUCCUGCCUAUGGCAUAGGUACCAACAUGUACCACAACCUCUGGCUGAUCACUCUCCCCUUCAAGAAUAUUCUGCAACUACUCAGAGACAUCCUAGAUCCCAGUACCCAGGAGGCAACGCACUAUCCUGCCUUCUCUUUUGCUGCUGCAGAAUCUCCUAUCUGUCCCUUAACUACUGAGUUUCUUAUGACUAUUGGUCCGCCUGACUUCACCCUACCCUUCUGAGGCUCAGAGCCGGCCACGGCACUAUUGGUCUGGUUGCUGCUGCCUUGCCCAGAUAGGACAACCCCUUGAGCAGUAUCCAAAGGGGUCUGCCUGUGGCUGAGGGGAAUGGCCACAGGGGGGUCCUGCACUGACUUCUUGCUCCCUUUACCUCUCUCGGUCUUCACCCGUCCACUCCCUGAAUUCUGCACUCUGGGUGUAACUACCUGCUCAAAAGUCUUAUCUAUUAAUUGUUCUGCUUCUCGGAUGAUCCUUAAUUCAUCCAACUCCAGCUCCUUAAUGCCGUCUUUCAUGAGCUGGAGCUGGCUGCACUUCCUGCAGGUGUAGUCAUCUGGGAGACCAUCAGGGUCCAUAAAUUCCCACAUCCUACAGGAGGAGCAUUCCACUGCCAUAUCUGCCAUCCUGUCUGCACUGUACAAUGGGCAACCAAGACCAAAUCAGCAAUAAUGAAAGGAAAAACCUACCCUUCUUACCUGUUUCUUUGGCCUCAGCCUCUUCUCAUCGAAGCCUCUAAGUUCCUACUCUGACUGUAGCCCCCAUUCCGAUGAUGGCCGCUCCAAUAGACCCCAUCUCUCUUUCAUGGUUUAAAAAAUAAGAAGAGUAAACCACACAAGGAGAAAGAACUCACCACGUUUCGUGAUGCUCUGCCUGCCUUCCACUGCCGCAAAUGCCUGUGAUGCUUCCUACACCCGAGCACUGGCCAUUGUUUUUAAGAAAAACAUCAAGAACUGCAUCUUCCAGCUCUCCACCCUGACCUGUAUCCUGUGACAACCAUCUUGAUUAUCCACACCUCUGCCAAUUUUGUGUCAUCCAGAAACUUACUAUUAUCUGGCCUAUAUCAGUCUCCUCAAAAAAACUCAGUCAGACCAGAUACCCACUGGUCACAUCGAGCAUCCCUAAUCUAUCGUUUUCUUUCCAAAACACAGGAGGGUCCACAGCUGCAACACAUAUAAAAUGCAGGAGGAACUGAGCAGAUCAGGCAACAUCUUUUGAUAGGAAUAAACAGUUGAUGUUUCAUCCAAGACCCUUCAGCAGGUCUGGGAAGGAAGGCGAAAAAUGCCAGAGUAAGAAGGUGCCCAUCUCUUUCCCUUCUCCCCUGGUCCAUUCUCGUCUCUCAUCAGAUUCCUACUUCUUCAGCCCUUUAUGGUUUCCCAUCACCUGCCUGCUUCUUACUUCUUCCCCCCUUAAAAUUGAUGUGCAAUUUUACACAUCAUUUGUUUCAAAAAAUUGAAUUUUAUGAAUUAAUUUUUGUCAUGGUUAAUAAAUGCUUUCUGUCACACAUGAUUCAUAUUCAGUUAUCAUAAUGUGUUAGCAUU